UCGGCUUCUACGUUCAGUGCUUUCCAACUUCGUUACCAAGCCUAAUAACUGACCACCAACCCACAACGCUCAGUUGCAGACUUGCAGUGCAGCCCUUUCGUCUAACCAUUUCUCUUCUCUCACUCUCUCUUUCCCCUAUGUUUGCAUCUCCCUCGCUUCUCAAUCGAAGAAUUAGCAACUUAUUAGUCCAGGGAAACGAUACCCAACAGACCACCAUGGAAAUAGUUGGUGGAUUCUUCACAAGAAAGGUCUACAGUCCUCCAAGUUGGGCCACACAUCUGAAUCCGAUGCCGUCGCACACCUAUUCUCUUGGGCAUUUACCUACACCAAUUCACAAAUGGCAUCUUCCAGGAUUGCCAAAGGACACUGAAGUAUGGAUUAAGAGGGACGAUCUUUCUGGAAUGCAAUUGAGUGGAAACAAAGUCAGGAAACUGGAGUUCUUGUUGGCUGAUGCAAAGGAGAAAGAAGCAGACUGUAUUAUUACCAUUGGCGGAAUCCAGAGCAAUCACUGUCGCGCAACUGCCGUUGCUUCGAGAUACUUAGGCCUCGACUCUUAUCUGAUAUUGCGCACUUCCAAGGCUCUAGUGGAGCAGGACCCUGGUCUGACUGGAAACCUUCUUGUUGAACGGAUGGUGGGGGCCCAUAUUGAUCUGGUCUCUAAGGAAGAGUAUGCGAAGAUAGGCAGUGUGACCCUUGGGAAUUUAUUAAGGGAGAAGCUCCUAAGUGAAGGUAGAAAACCAUAUGUUAUUCCUGUAGGUGGAUCAAAUUCAUUGGGAACAUGGGGCUACAUUGAAGCAGUAAGGGAGAUAGAGCAACAAAUACAGAUGGAAUUUCAGGAUUCUGGUUUCAGUGACAUUGUUGUUGCUUGUGGCAGUGGAGGAAGUACUGCUGGCUUGGCCUUAGGCUCAUGGUUAAGCACACUAAAGGCAAAAGUUCACGCAUUUGGUGUUUGUGAUGAUCCUGGUUACUUUUAUGAUUAUGUUCAAGGCUUGCUUGAUGGACUACAUGCUGGAGUUGACUCACGAGAUUUAGUUCACAUUGAAGAUGCUAAAGGUUUAGGUUAUGCUAUAAGCACCUCCAAAGAGAUGGAAUUUGUCAAGGAAAUAGCUGAAGCAACAGGGGUAAUCCUUGAUCCUGUCUACAGUGGAAAGGCAGCCUACAGAAUGUUAAAGGACAUGGAAAAGAAUCCAGACAAGUGGGUGGGGAGGAAAGUUCUGUUUAUUCACACUGGUGGGCUUCUUGGUUUGUUUGAUAAGGCUGACCAGAUAAUGCCACUGGUGCAUAGAUGGCGGAAGAUGGAUAUUGAUCAAACCGUUCCUAGAAAAGAUGGAACUGGCAAGAUGUUCUAGCAUAUUUAAAUUGAUUUGGGUUAUUGGGCAUCAAGUGGUGUCAUAAGUUUUCACAUGGAGUGCUAUUUAUUGUGGAAAUCUUGGGCAUGGACUACUCUGUUGAGAAAAUUGGUUCUUUUUUUUGCCAAAAACGAAUAGUGAUUAAACUAUUCAUAGAAAAGAUGGAAUUGACAAGAUCUUCUAGCAUAUUUGAAUUGAUUUAAUUUAUUGAUGAACAAGGGGUGUCAUAAGCUUUCAUAUGGACUACUAUUUGUGGUGGAAA
This is a messenger RNA of Nymphaea colorata (pocket water lily), 1611 nucleotides long. Its product is annotated as putative D-cysteine desulfhydrase 1, mitochondrial. Lineage: Eukaryota; Viridiplantae; Streptophyta; Magnoliopsida; Nymphaeales; Nymphaeaceae. Gene Ontology annotation, molecular function: D-cysteine desulfhydrase activity. The transcript is spliced from 10 exons. The record is from RefSeq and is a predicted model, not a curated record. The coding region runs from base 138 to 1349 and encodes 403 amino acids.